This is a messenger RNA of Diaporthe citri, 363 nucleotides long. RefSeq lists its product as uncharacterized. Gene Ontology annotation, biological process: carotene catabolic process. The record is from RefSeq and is a predicted model, not a curated record. Gene Ontology annotation, molecular function: carotenoid dioxygenase activity. Gene Ontology annotation, cellular component: chloroplast stroma. The transcript has 3 exons. NCBI's taxonomy places the organism in Eukaryota, Fungi, Ascomycota, Sordariomycetes, Diaporthales, Diaporthaceae. Bases 1 to 363 code for a protein of 120 amino acids.
AUGAUGAUGGACUGCCUCAGAUCUAAAUGCGGAUACCCACCUUUCAGUGCCGUCUAUAUGCUCGACAUGGAGACCGGUGAGGUUAAGCUGUGGCCCCUGGGCAACCGCACAUUCGCCCAGGAACCGUGCUUCUGCCCGCGUGACCCCGAGGCGCCGGAGGCGGACGGCUACCUGAUAUUUCUCGUCUGCGACUUCGAGGACAUGGUCGGUAAGCUUGUGAUACUGGACACGAAGAACAUGCAGGAGCCAGAGGCUGUUAUCAGAUUGCCAUUUGCUGCAAGAUAUGGGGUCCACGGGUGGUGGGUUGACGACUCGGACAUCGACAUGCACGUUAUGCCACUCAAGACACAUGGCCCAAAGUAA